AAUGUGCGAUUUGACGCUCAGAAUGUGAUUUUACUUCCCCUAGAGAACUAUCUUUGUUUAUGUCUACGUUUUUAUAAUUAUUGAGUUUAUAAGAUUAGAGAAUUUACUAGAUGUCGUAACGUAAUAAGGAAGUCGCGAUUGCGAUUGUUUUAUGUCAUAAUCGAAAUGUCAGUUGAAACUGAUAACCUGGGAAUAAACAAUAAGUAAAGAAAAAUCGGUUCUCUUCAAGUUCUCCAACUUAAAAACUGUAUGGUUUACGAAACUGUGUUCUAUUAAAAAAAUAUUCAAAGUUAAAAUCGCAAAAUGUGGGUUAUAUUAGUGUAUUUUUCGUACACUUGAAGUGGUGAAGCAAUUUCACUUUCUAAUUCCGAAAAUCAAGUUUUCAGCUAAUUCAUGAAGUUGUUAAAAUGGCAUCACAAAACCCGAAUCAAACCCGCAGUCAAUUCGGAAACAUAAUGUUCCGAGAAAUCCACAAAAAUGCUUGGCUGAAAAAGGUAAAUACUUCGAACAUUAAAAAGAAACGCGACAAACUGUGGGUCGUGUUUUGCGUUCAUGAUGAUACGGACGCAUUUCUUGAAUCAUACACGGAUAACAAAAUCGCAGUUCUUCACAAACCGGAUUGGUUUGUCUACUUAAAUGAUGUGCAGCAUGUAUCUCCUACGAUUUGCCCCCACGAGCAGGAGUACGAAUUUGUUUUGACAUUAAAGUCAGAAGUUGUGAGGUUAACAGCUCCUACUUGGGAGCAGAUGUUAGAUUGGGUAGCUAGUCUUCAGGCGAAAUUACAUGAGUUACGAAUAUUGAGUCCCAAAGAUAAUGUUUACUCCAAGUUACCAGAAAUUUCACGUGGUCAGUUGUUUUCUACAAGAGACCCCAAUUCCCCGUUACCACCUCCCCCUACUAGUGCCCCCGAAGUAUUGCCAGGCAUCGAAAUUCAACCGAGUAGUGCGGGGCCACGACGAACGAUAACACGGCAAUGGAACAGAUCUCAAUCUCAGACUUCGUCGAAUGAAGACACACCGCGCUUACGAAGAGAGAGUACAUCAGAACCAGAAGUAUUUCGAUUCGAUGAUAUAUCCAAUGCAGUGCAACAAAUCAGUACAGAAUCGUCCAGUAAUUGUCAUUACGAACGCUUAUUUCAAGGUGAUCCAGGUCCGUCCAAUAGACAAGUGGAGAGGUCGCCAAACACCCUCCAACAACCACCAUUACCGUAUAAAACUUUCAGGGAGCAGCAAGUUUUACAGCUACAGAAAGAAAUGAAACAUUCCAGUGGUGUGAAAUUACAAUUAAGAAAGAAAGACUGCAUUAGCUCAAUCGCUUUAGUUGAUGCUUUUGAUUCCGUUUGGGUUUGUGGUUGGAAGCAAAAGGACCAUCCAAUGUUAUAUAACGUACUACAUAUAGGUGAUAAAAUUAUAAAUAUAGCUGGAAUAUCCGUAAAGACGGCGGCCGAGGCGUACAGAAUUCUGGGCUCGCACUAUUGUGGAUUAUAUGUUGAUAUUAUCAUUAAGAGAAUUCCUCACGGUCAAGUUUUCUUGAUCCACCGUGAGACUGAAGGUCAGUCACUAGGAAUAAUUCAAGAGAAUAAUACGGCAGUUAUUGAAUCGGUGGAAACCGAUAGCUUAGCAGCGAGACAAGGUUUAUCUGCAAAAACUAAAACAUGUGAUGGUUUGUCGUUAACGAACUGGGUCCUAACGGAAAUCAACGGAAGACCUCUGAAUUUAUUCUUCAAGAAAAAUCAAAUUCGAGAUCGCCUUAACUCAGUGGGACGGGACAUAUCAAUUUUAGUCCAGCCAUUAGAUCUAAUGAAACAGCUUAAAAAAGAAUUGAAAUCAUUAAAAAAUUAUAAAGAAUAUAUUUUACAAUAAUUUGUAAGUAAAUCACAUGUUUCAUAUUCGAGAACGUGGUCUGAAUUCUAUACUGUGAUUUAUAUUUUAUACACUAAAAAACUAAUAAACUAUUUUACUUA
Zophobas morio is the source of this 1963-nucleotide messenger RNA. RefSeq lists its product as uncharacterized. Bases 408 to 1862 code for a protein of 484 amino acids. The transcript is spliced from 6 exons. Lineage: Eukaryota; Metazoa; Arthropoda; Insecta; Coleoptera; Tenebrionidae. Gene Ontology annotation, cellular component: cytoplasm; plasma membrane. The record is from RefSeq and is a predicted model, not a curated record.